Messenger RNA from Neoarthrinium moseri, 1539 nucleotides. RefSeq lists its product as uncharacterized. The transcript has 3 exons. Bases 1 to 1539 code for a protein of 512 amino acids. Gene Ontology annotation, biological process: ammonium transmembrane transport. Gene Ontology annotation, molecular function: ammonium channel activity. The record is from RefSeq and is a predicted model, not a curated record. NCBI's taxonomy places the organism in Eukaryota, Fungi, Ascomycota, Sordariomycetes, Amphisphaeriales, Apiosporaceae. Gene Ontology annotation, cellular component: plasma membrane.
AUGGUUGUCGUCAACAUCAACGGCGUUGACGUCGACCUCGACGCUCUGAACUACAUCGUCAAGGUCCCGUACAAUGGCACCGGCGAGGCGGGCGGCGACCCCAUCACCGAGAAUUUGAAUAUCUGGUACGAGACGGGUGAUAUUGCCUGGAUGAUCACAGCCACUGCUCUUGUGCUGCUCAUGAUACCAGGUGUCGGUUUCUUCUACUCUGGCCUGGCUCGAAGGAAGUCGGCAUUGUCUCUGAUAUGGCUUUCUGUGAUGGCGGCUGCCGUGACCUCAUUCCAGUGGUUCUUCUGGGGCUACUCUCUGACCUUUUCGCACACGGCCGGUCCCUACCUAGGCGACUUGUCGAACUUCGGGUUCAGGAACGUCUUGGCGCAGCCCUCCGUGGGGUCUUCCCGGAUUCCCGACCUCUUGUUCGCCGUCUACCAGGGCAUGUUCUCUUCCAUCACCGUGGCUCUAGCGACUGGCGCGGUCGCCGAACGAGGACGGAUGCUGCCCUGUGUUAUUUUUAUGUUCAUCUGGGCGACUGUCAUCUACGACCCGAUUGCGUGCUGGACGUGGAAUCCUAGUGGAUGGUCAAACAGGAUGGGAGGGCUCGACUUCGCCGGAGGUACUCCAGUCCACAUUGCUUCUGGAACUGCGGCACUCGCCUACUCCAUGAUGCUCGGGAAGCGUCGCGGGCACGGAACGCACGAGCUGAACUACCGCCCACACAACGUGACCCACAUCAUCAUCGGAACUGUCUUUAUGUGGGUGGGUUGGUUUGGAUUCAACGCUGGUUCUGCUCUGUCCGCCAACAUGCGCGCCAUCUUGGCAGCUGUUGUGACGAACCUGUCGGCGUGCGUUGGUGGAAUGACCUGGUGUGUCCUGGACUACAGGUUGGAGCGCAAGUGGUCGGCUGUAGGUUUCUGCUCCGGCGUUAUCGCCGGACUCGUUGCCAUUACCCCUGGGUCCGGCUAUGUCCCCGUCUGGGCUGCCGUUCCUUAUGGAGUCCUCGGAGCCGCCUUCGCCAACUAUGCCACGAAAUUGAAGUUUCUGUUGGGAGUCGACGAUGCUUUGGAUAUCUUUGCCGUCCACGCCGUUGGCGGUCUUGUCGGAAACAUCUGCACCGCCUUCUUCGCCAGCCGCGCCAUUGCCCACCUCGACAAUGUACAGGUCAUCAACGGAGGCUGGCUCGACCAGAACUGGAUCCAGCUCGGGUACCAAUUGGCAGACUCGGUAGCUGGCGGCACCUACUCCUUUGUCGGGACUACCCUCAUCCUUUUCAUCAUCAACCUCAUCCCCGGGCUCCGUCUCCGCGCCAAUGAGGAUGCGGAGAUCCUGGGUAUCGACGACGCCGAGAUUGGCGAGUUUGCAUACGACUAUGUCGAGCUGACCCGAGAGGUGCUGAACGACGAUGUGGAGGGCGAGACUCGCAGCCGAUACUCUGAAGACACAGCGACUCCGCUCGACCCCCGAGAGAAGAACAGCAUUCCUCUUGUGGACACUAGAAUCUACGCGGGUCAAUCGAGCCAUCAGUCUCCUCACGCACGCUAG